GUUGAUUAAGUGACUAUAUAUAAUUAAAAAAAAAAAAAAAAGAGGAAAACGAAGCUGCUUUCAAGUAUUGAAGAUACGAGGCCAGGAUGAACACGAAGGACACAAAAGUGACUGAAGGAGGUCUCAAUGUCACGCUUACCAUACGCCUUCUCAUGCAUGGCAAGAGUCCAGUCCUACUGGUUCUACCUUACCCUUGCUCAUAGAAAGCAGGAGGUUGGAAGCAUUAUCGGAAAGAAAGGUGAGACAGUUAAGAAGAUGAGGGAGGAGAGUGGUGCUCGAAUCAAUAUUUCAGAAGGCUCCUGUCCAGAGAGAAUUGUGACAAUAACAGGCCCAACAGAUGCAAUUUUUAAAGCUUUUUCUAUGAUUGCACUAAAAUUUGAAGAGGACAUAAACGCUUCAAUGACAAACAGCACGGUGACAAGCAAACCGCCCGUCACACUGCGGCUCGUCGUCCCAGCGAGUCAGUGUGGAUCCCUUAUAGGAAAAGGAGGUUCCAAAAUCAAAGAAAUCAGGGAGUCCACAGGAGCCCAGGUGCAGGUAGCGGGGGACAUGUUGCCGAACUCGACGGAGCGUGCGGUGACUAUCUCGGGCACUCCCGACGCCAUUAUCCAGUGCGUGAAACAAAUAUGCGUGGUUAUGCUGGAGUCCCCACCCAAAGGUGCCACCAUCCCCUACCGUCCCAAACCUGCCUCUGCACCUAUCAUUUUUGCAGGUGGCCAGGUAAGAGCAGACACCAUUUUGGCUUCAGCUGGAAACCACACCGUCUUGGCCCAACCUCAGCCAGCGCCUGCGUUCACGAUUCAGGGGCAGUAUGCCAUCCCUCAUCCAGACGUGAGUCCAGCGCAUUUGACCAAGCUUCACCAGUUGGCUAUGCAGCAUCCCCCCUUUACUCCCCUUGGGCAGACCACCCCUGGUUUCCCUGGACUGGAUGCCACUACUCCAACCAGUUCCCAUGAACUUACUAUUCCCAAUGAUUUAAUAGGCUGCAUUAUUGGCAGACAAGGCAGUAAGAUAAAUGAAAUCAGGCAGAUGUCAGGAGCGCAGAUCAAGAUUGCUAAUGCCACAGAAGGCUCCGCAGAACGACAAGUUACAAUCACAGGAUCCCCUGCAAACAUCAGCUUAGCACAGUACCUCAUUAAUGCAAGGCUGUCUUCAGAAGUUACUGGCCUGGGGGCUCUGUAAUGUAUCUCAUCAUGCCCUAGUGCAUUAGCCACCAGACAGGACUUUUCCAAAGCCCCAUGAGACAAUGCUUUCUAUGGACUAAUCUACAGAGAAGUUUCUGCCAUUUCUAACUUUCUUAUUAUUCUGAGACAUCAAAAGAAAAUACUUCCUUUACUCUUUAAGCAACUGUGCUUCCUAACUCUUCUGUUGCUUUCAUUACUGUUCCAGUUUUAACACUGUUGUGGCUCAUAACAUAAAGCAAAGAAAAGUUAUUUUUGGGGUAUCUCAUUGAUGUUCAUGCUUUGGCUAAUCUGUAUAAAAGCAUGGGCCGUUAGUGUUCUAAACCACUGUAUUCAGCUAGAGACUCGACAGCAAAUUAAAUGAGACGUUUUUAUAAAUAAAUUUUUUUCUUGAUUUAAAAAAAAAAAAAAAAAAAAAGACGUGGUAGCUUUGUGCAUACAACUGUUGUGUUGUUUAAACUUUGUUCUUUGUAACCAAGUUGCUAAUUUGUCAUUUGAGAAACACUAUUUUAUGGAUUGUCAAACUAAGAUCAUAGACAAAUUGCUUGUUUUCAUUAACGAUUAAAGGUUUCAUAUCAUCACGCUUAAGGUCCCAGUGCUCAUUGGGAAAGAGUGUAACAACUGUGCAAUACUGGCAACGUUAGAAAGUACAUUAGCCCGUUGUCAGGGAUGAUGAGUCUUUUCAGGAUUAGAUGGAGCCAGAUCCUGUGAUUAGAAGAGUAAGCAGUAUUUCUGCAAAACCUUGCUUGGUUUUUAACAAAGCUGCUCUUGGAGAGCUUCUCACACUGCAUAGAAGAGACUGCAUUUGGCUUCUUGCUACAAGAAGCCACCGGUUUGUCGCAUCUCCCAUGUUUUCCCAUACUGAUUUUAAGAUCAGAUACUAGGGAAAGAAAAACUGGAACAAAGGAACAACCUUGGGUACCGAGUACAUUAUUGAUAAGACCUUUCGUAUUUUCCCAUUCCCAGCAGCACUGGUCAGUGACACGAGGCUUCUAGACAGCACCUUUCACCCCGCCGCCGCUGGGAAACUAGCCCAGCAGCAGGGAGGAACAUGAUAAUUUGCAUUGAAAAGGGGGCAUGGAGACCUGGCCCAGGGAAGUGUGUCAUCCUGCCCUGGCCCUCCGCCUAAGCCAUUCAGCUCCUCCUUUGGCUCUGCUGAAGCACUGUGGUCACAGCCUCAAGCUCUCGCUUCACGGGAAAGGGGAAGGAAGGGGCUGGCCCCGAGCUGUGGCUGCAAACAGCACCCCGGCCGCGCCCCGGCCACCCCGCCGCUAAGCCAGCGGCAAGACUUUCACAGUUACUGCUUUAUCCUCAGGAGAAAGCAGAGGCUUUGGCCGUGCAAGUGAGUAGCAUCCUCCCAAAUGGCGUGAGACAAAUACUACAACCUCCGUCCCUGCUCUGCUAAGGUCUAUGCUUGUCUCCGGGUAUUUAGCUUGGGGUCCCGGUGCCCCUCACUGCCCCGGCUGAGCACUUGUGGGGCAGAUCACUCUCAUUUUCCAUGGACUCUAGGGUACGGAGAGUUCCUACGUGUCUGGGUCUUGAGACUAAGCAGGAACUAUGAUAUGAACAAGAUGUGCAUACGGACUUGGAGAACUGUAGCAGUUAACUGCUUUUUCAAUACAGAUGCAGCCACAGAGCAACUCUUGACAAUAAAGGCUGUCAAGGAAGAUUACAGAAUGCCUCAUUGCACCCAGGUAGCCUUACCCAAAGUUGAAUUGGCCCUUCCAACCCUUAGGUUGGAAGAACUAUAGGCUGUAGUACUAAUCUUGGUAAAAUUCCGUGUUAUUAUUACUUAAAAUACAUUUAUAUUACUUAAAAUAUGUUUAACUUCUUACUCUUGAAAGGGGAGCUGAAGCUGCUUUCAUAGGAGAGUCCUCCAUACUCUUAAUUUCCUCAACAGCAAAAGCUAUUUCUCUGGCUAGCCUGGCUAGUAUAAAUAGAAAAAAAAAAAAAAAAAAAAGAGAGAGAGAACAUUAUUGCAGCUCAAUACUAUGUAGGUCAAGGCUUUGCUCUUCCAGUAAAGCUGCUAGGCAAAGGGCAGCAGCAGCUCUGUCGUGUAUAGCAUCUUUCACAUAAGUAAUUCCCAUAUGCCUUGCAGAAUUGACUAGAAAAGACUGAGAUCUAAACCAACUAGUGCAGGGGCAUAUUUGUGUGUGGCAUGAGGAGAGGUAAAAUAAAGCCACCUAGAGAAAGGAAGGAAAAAAAAGUCGUCUUUUGAGAGGGCUUUUGCAAAGAAUACAGGCAGAAAUGUUAUAAAAUCUGGACUAACUAUGGACUAAUUUUAAUUACUUUACUUGGAAGAGAAUUCUGAAUGGCAAGAAAAAGUUCCUGGACAGCUUUAAUAUACAAAACAGCCAAACAAAACACAAGAAGGUACAGCUGGAGGGGGAAAAAAAAAAAAAGUAAAAAAUAAUAUUAUCCAAGAUAGAAAACUAAACCCACUCGUGCCCAAAGGUAGAUAAGAGGAAGCAAGCACUUGAUACGAAAAGGUCACUGCCCACAGAACUGUGAGCUUCCAAAUGAAAGACAGCGCAAGUUCUGCAGCUUUCACACCAUCAAAUCGGUAUCAGAGUUCUGGCAAACAUCUCAAACGAAUUCAAGGAGCUCUGCUGUGUUUCUCAAGUAAAAAAAAAAAAAAAAAAAAUAGUACGAAUGCUGGCUGGAAUAGUCAACCAGAAGGAAAAAGAAACAAAGUUAGAGGUAUUCAUCCCCAUGACUUAGUCCAUUGCUAAUACACAGCAUGCUUUCUGUUCUCAGAGCCAGGAGGCAUCUGUGGGCCCCGAGGUGGGUAUUUGUGCCAGUCAGGGCUCCGAGGAAGCUGACAGCGUAGAUCUCAGUGGUGCACCUGGUAAGUGCCCCAGCCUCACCAGGCUGCAAGGGCACAGCGUUUCUGUGAGGUUUCACAAGACUGUCUUAAAGUAUGCGCUGAACCUUCCCUACCUGAAGUAGGCAGAGAUGGAAGCGGUCCUGGUUUUUUCAUUUUUAAAUACCCAACAGCAUGAAAAUCCAGAGUGGGAUGGGGGAGAUUCUUCCAUAGCCUCCAGCUCAGCUGAGAUGUAUUUCAGCACUGUUUAUGUACUUGGAAUGAGACCUUCCCCAUCUCGAGCGAGUGUCAUGAUUAUCAAAGUCACAUAUGCUAAUUCAAUCAUUUUACAGUGGCACAGCUUCUCCAGGAAACACUGAAAUUCCCAGGCUGCUCAGAUAGAUCACAGGAACUGGAUGUUCAAAGCACAGCGGAGACAACAGGGAUUUGGACAGAGAUUUCUUAUAUCCUCCAUAACUGGUAUAACCACAAAUUACACAAGGCAUUAGUCCCUCUGCAAUUUUUUGGAAAGAAAGAUCUGGUUUAGAUACCUACACAAGGGACUUGCUCACAUUUCUUUUCCCAGCUGACAGGCCAGGAUAGUCCUAAGUGAAGCAAUGAACGGAAGAUGAAAUGGAAGGCAGAUACUGAAAAACUGCUUCACACCAGAAAAUUUCAGUCUCUUGGCCUGAGCGACACUUUCUAGGGAUGCAGGUACAUACUGCCUUUCUUGCCACCAACGUGUACCUACUCCUUGGUCCCAGGAAGGAACGCAGUAAUGUUGAUUAAAUCAGUUUCUGCAUCAAUACAUGUGUCCAGUCACUCUACAGACUGGCAUAGGUCUCAAGACAGUAACUGAAAGAGAAGUGUCAAAUUCAUCUGAUGGUACCUAACAAAAGGGAAUUUCUGAAACAUUAUAUACUCACAUUAUGGUUUCUAAUGACAGCUAGAGCGUGAUUCCUAGUGGUUGAAUGUCUGAUUUCCUAGUGCAAGUUUUCUUAAGUAUAAGUAAAAACAAAGUAUUUUUAAGUGCUGAAAAUAUUUGAGUAAUAUGACUUUUAUUGUUAGAGCUACUUCUAACUCUAUGUUUUUAAGAUGAUAAAAUGAAGACAAUUUAAUUACAGUGGCAUGUAAUAAGCAAAAUUUGUAUCUAUCUCCUCAAAUUGCAUUUCUUGGCAGGGGGCCUGACCAAAGCUAAUGUUAAUGUUCUUUUUAACCACUCUUUGUAAUCCUGAAGCAAAUUUUGAAAUUAUAUGCUUUAGGGAAGAAAUGACAAACAAUCAUGUUAGCAAAUGAGAAGAUCGCUUUGUUUGUUGUUGCUAUUUUGGUUUGGUUGUUUUUGCGCAAUCACUUUGGACUCCUCCCUACCAAAUACAGCCCUUUUCCCACAUGUACUUCUAAAUCACGGCAGGAGCAGCUUGUUUCUUCCAUGGUGGGAGAGAAGUUAGCACACAGAUUGCCGUUUGUGACUGAGGGCACUUGCCAGAGAACAGCUAACUACCAACAACUGGCAGUUGCAGCUGUAGUUAGCUGCUCCCUGCAGAGCUGCUACUUGGAACUCUGGUUCACACACACACACACACACACAUAUUCUGGCCCUGGAAGCCACUUGGGAGUUUCAACACCCUUGAGCUGGGGAAUCACAACUACUUUUUGGUGGCAUGAAAUAACACAGUUCUUAAAUCUGGGCAACACUCUCCAUUAUUAUAUCAGUAAAUAAGAAUUACAAAUGCUAAGUCCUCCCUUUUAAUUCCGAUUCUUCAGUUUUCUGAAAGUCAGGGAGAUCAGAGAAUUAAAAUAUUCUUCUCAAUUCCAGUGUGCCAGAGAGUAAACCAUUUUUAAUAGCGGCUAAGGACAGAACUAGUUAUUAGGAUGACUGUCUUUAUUGUUUAAAAAUAUAAUUCAAGAAAGUUAAGAAGUUAGAAAUUAAGGAAGCCCGUAUUUUUAAAAAGUUACUUGCUCUAGUUAAUCAUCUAGCUGAAUAGCUUAUCAGAAGUUCAUAUAAUUGUUUUCUAAAACUGAGGGCAGACUUAAAAUUGAAAAACAUAGGCAUAAUGAACUUACAAGAGACAGGAGAUCAUUUACGUUGAUAAAUUAGCUUGGCUUCAGAAAGGUUGGGGUAACCCUCUUUUCCCUUACAGCCACGCCACUUUCACUGCUAACAAGCAGGAUGAUUUCUUGCCUUCUUGACACAAUAGCACAGGUACGUCAGUGGUCACGUAGGAUACAGACAGCAAAGUCAGUCCUGUCUUCUUCACAAAGCUCUCUACAAGCUUUGUUUUAAAAGCUGAGGAAAUGUACAGCUGUAUACAAUAAGCUGGAUAAAACUCGUAGAAAACACUAUUUGUGGAUCUAUGAGAUUCCUCCAAGGAAAAAAGCACCGACUCCUAAACAAGCAACAACCAAGAGGGACGAAUGCCGUCAGUUACUUCCUCAGCAAUACAGACGCCCACUGGCUUGUCCACCGCCUUUACCCUUUCAACAGAAGUUAAGCAAGGAAAACAAACAGUGAUGAGUGGUCUGGUGUUUACUCCUGCCAUCUACUCCUAAUAAUUAAAACAAGGGGCUGCAGUGGUUUGGAUUUGAACAUAAAAGCUCCCUGCACUGUAACUAAACUCGCUGGCUUUAGCUUCUUAUCCCUAGGCAUCUCUAAAGCGGUCGGCAGCUGAACUAAAUCACCUGGACUGAUUUAAUGCUCAGCUCCUUUCCUAUUUAUCUGCAGCUGAAACCAUGAUUUGCAGAUUCCUGUACAAAAGUAAAGUUACAGAUGUACGUACCCCAUUUUGAGUGCAAGUUAUAAACGCCGAGAGUAACUUUUUUAUACUGUAGAAACAUACAGGUUCGUGACACUUCGUGUAACCUGGCUUUCGCCCCAUCUGUUUCGCUGACAUUAGGCUGAAGGCAGAGCGGUUCUGAAGUUGUGUUAACAAGCUAGUAUGCUUUGGUGAGUGAGGGCAGCGAAAAGCAAAGAUAAGCAGGACUACCAGAAACUCUGCUUAGCUCUUCUGAGAGUGAAGCUGGGGGAUUGUCUUUUGUUUUGUUCUGAAAAAAAAAAAAAAACAAACUGUCCAUCUGUUAAUAUUGUACCUCCCCCUCAGCUGAAAGUCCUCUUUACACUAACAAACAGAUCUAGAGAUCUUUCACUACAGCAUGACAGGUACCUUAUACAUUGAUAUCCAAAUGUUUCACACUAUAGAAGGAAAUUUUAUUUCAGUUUUGACCCAACUAAGUUUUCUCCAGCUUGCCAUUAUCUGUUUCAAUAUUCCGAAUGUUUCUGUAUUUCAGUAAUCUCUGAACGUUGCUACCUCAACAACAGUACUAAUUCCUGUAAGACUGCAGCGUUGUGCCAAAAAUUUUAGCAGUGACAGCUUCUUACACUUACUGUUAUCAACUAAAAAGCAAUGGCUGUAGACCAGCAUAUGUGAGCAGGAAUAAAUGCAUGCACCAAACUGCUAAAGACCAUUGCUUGAAUUUUGAAAGCUUUAUAAAGAGCUGGACCCAAGGAUCAUGGAAACCAGAAGUGGUAAAAAGCACCUCACAACAGGGAAAGGGCUCCCACCAUAUCAGGUCUUUCUUCCAAAACAAGCAAAUCAAACACCUAGCUUUAGUUUUUCUCUUUAUUACUUGGUUAAUAAACAUCUUUGAGGCAAUUAUCUAGAAUGCUCUCAUAAAAACAAAGCUUGUUUUCUCCCUUUAAAACCUAACUUUUAAAACUAGAAUCUUUUUUAAAAAGAAAAAUGUUAAGCUGUUGCUUUACAACUUUUUGCUAAAAAAAAAAUUCACACAUUUCUCCUAUUUUUUCAAAAGUCCUCAGCAAAUUUGAAAUGUUUUAAGAUUUGCAAAAGUAAAAAAAUAGACAACUAAAAACAAACAAAAACAAAAAAAAAACCCCACACACUUACCAAAGCUCAAGGUAAUUCUGCUUUCCAUGUCCCAGUCUUGCCAGAUUUGUUGGUUCUUGAUUUUACUUCAUCCAUGUUUAUCAGAACAGAAAUCACUUUUAGAUGCUCUCCAUGCCUCAGAUAACAUCCUACGAAAAUUUCCAAUAUUUACAGCUAGAGAAAUUAUUUUACCUCAUCAGUUUCGAGUGCAGUACCUUCCUCUCUGGUAUUUCAUCACUCUUUUAUUUAGUUAUGCAAAUAUGUAACCAUUGUGUUUUCAUCGCCCUGGCCCAAGAAAUGUCAGGAAUGCUACGCUGCGGCUGCGCUAAGCAAAACAAGAUACUAUAAAGA
Molecule: messenger RNA, 8216 nt
Organism: Tyto alba (common barn owl)
Lineage: Eukaryota; Metazoa; Chordata; Aves; Strigiformes; Tytonidae
Product: poly(rC)-binding protein 3
Exons: 13
Coding region: 127-1182 (351 amino acids)
Biological process (GO): negative regulation of mRNA splicing, via spliceosome
Cellular component (GO): cytoplasm; nucleus
Molecular function (GO): mRNA binding
Source: RefSeq, a predicted model, not a curated record